Molecule: messenger RNA, 3973 nt
Organism: Pelmatolapia mariae (spotted tilapia)
Lineage: Eukaryota; Metazoa; Chordata; Actinopteri; Cichliformes; Cichlidae
Gene: ppp1r16a
Product: protein phosphatase 1, regulatory subunit 16A
Exons: 13
Coding region: 1062-2777 (571 amino acids)
Cellular component (GO): cytoplasm
Molecular function (GO): protein binding; enzyme inhibitor activity; myosin phosphatase regulator activity
Source: RefSeq, a predicted model, not a curated record
GGCUGGCUGAAGCUGGAGCUGCGGCGGACAGCAGCUGAUUCAGUUUCACGGCUCGCACAGGACCUACCGCUGACAGGCAGCGCAACAGGGCUGCAGCUACAAACAUUUCCUGUAUCAAUACCCAAAGUGGAAAUUAUUUCAAGAGAAGCAGUGUAGAUGCUACACUUGGGUAACGCUUGGCCUUUUGAUUAGAAGUAAUGGUUCAUGAUUUGACAAGCCAUUCCCAGCUCUAUCCCUUCUAACAGUGAGUAUUUGCUGAAGACAAUGUCAUUCAAGUUGGUGAACACGUUAUACCUAGAUCACAUCUUUUGAAGAUUUACCAAAAAGUGCACCAACACUAUCAACAGGAAGUUGUGAAAUGUUGUUAUUUCACCACCCAGAAAUAUUUUAAUUCUGUCAAAUAUUUUUUAUUGUCAGUAACUGAAGUAGGACUCCUUUUUUAUUCUCAUUGUAUGUUUGGUUCUUUCCACCUUGUGGAUUUGUUUUUCACUGCUGCCUAUGGAUUCUCACAAAUCCACACCUCCUUUGGACCAUAUACUGAAGCAUGAUUGCUAUCUGUUUGGAUUAGAAGCUAAGAUAGACUGACCUUUUUAUAGUUGUGUUUUGUUUUGUUUUUUCUGUUUGCCAAGUGGAUGAUUCGCCAAGUUACCCAAAGUAGAAAUGGAUUGGAGGACUGACAGCUGGUUGAAACCUACCCUUUGGAUUAUUAUGUUUUGGACACCUUGCUGCUGCUAUUUUACUUUAGCACGAUAAGAGUUUUUAAAGAUGGGAAAGAGACAGAAAUAUCUGUCACCUGAUUGCACAACUUAGUUUCUUUCCCAUCAUAUUUCUGAAAUUUUUGCUGUUUUUUGUGGUUCAAGUUACUUUUAAAGAUGAACUGCAGCAUCUUUUUGUGUUCUCCCACCCUGAUGUAGGCCUCUUUGGUUUCCCUAUAAAAAGGACAAGAGAGGCAUAUGAUAAAUUAAGAAGGCUGAAACCCCCUAAAGGAUAUCCUCACAUAAGUGAAAGAAACAGUACUAUAGUAGCUGAGCCACUGUGGCAGCCAGUGGCGUUGCGGUAUCAUGGCAGCAGAUCACGGCGAGCUGCUUGCUGAAAUGGCAACCAUGGGGCGUCUGAGUGCCACAGAGCGGCUCAAGCAUGCCAAGAAGCGCCGCGCUCAGCAGCUGAAGGCUUGGGCACAGAUGGAAAAGGAUGCAGCACGAGGGUCGAGGGCCAAAGCAGAUAAGAAGAAGCCACGCACCACCAAAGUGACAUUCCCCAGUGCUGUCACCCUGCUUGAUGCUGCUUCCCGCAACGACCUGGAUGAAGUGAGGGAGAUGCUUAACAGCGGAAUCAACCCAGAUCUGGUCAACGAGGAUGGUCUGACGGCUCUGCAUCAGUGCUGCAUUGAUGAUUUUGUGGAGGUAGUGCAGUGUCUACUAGACGCUGGUGCCAAUGUGAAUGCUUGUGACAGUGAGUUGUGGACCCCUCUGCACGCUGCUGCCACCUGUGGACACACUGGUCUGGUGCAGCUCCUGAUUCAGGCUGGGGCCGAUCUGCUGGCUGUCAAUGCGGAUGGCAACAUGCCUUAUGACAUCUGUGAGGACGAGGCUACCCUUGAGCUGCUGGAGAUGGUUAUGGCUGAACAGGGGAUAACUCAGGACCGUAUAGAUGAAUGCAGAGGGGCUAAAGAGGCGGCUAUGCUGGCUGACAUUCGGGCUCUGGUUCAGAGCGGAGCAGAUUUAAACGCACAAGAUGAUAAUGGAGCAACUCUGCUCCAUAUCGUAUCUGCUAACGGCUAUAUGUCUGUGGCUGAGCUGUUACUAGAGAACAAGGCUCAGGUGGAUGUGAAGGACUCUGAUGGGUGGACUCCACUGCAUGCUGCCUCCUGCUGGGGACAGAUGCAGAUGGUGGAACUGCUGGUGGCACACGGAGCCAAUCUAAAUGCAAAGUCCAUCUUAGAGGAGACACCACUAGAUUUAUGUGUUGAUGAGGAAGUCAGAGCCAAACUGAUGGACUUGAAGCACAAACAUGAUGCCAUCAUGAAGAGCCAGGACAGGCAGAAAGGCACACUGCAAAGACGAGCGUCUAGCACAGGAAGCAGAGGUAAAGUGGUGCGUCGCGUCAGCGUGAACGAGCGCUCCAGUCUCUACCGCCGGGAGCACCACAAAGAGGCCAUGGUGUGGCAGGAACGCGGUCGACAGCCCGAGCCGCAGGACGACGAUGAGGACAGACAGACCGACAAUGAGUUGCACCAGCAUGCCACCAUGGUUGCUACUCGAGGUGCAGCAACAUCACAUUUGGAAGAACUGGAGGCUGCAGACAGGAAAAUUAUGCCCAGCCUAGGGAAUGGAGAGACCUCUGUUUCUCUGGCAUCUUCUGUACCUGGAGAGCAGUGGAGUGGGGGAGGAAUCAUGGAGCGCAGCGCCUCCUACCAGCUCGGCUCUGCGUCUGGAGCGGGGUCUGCAGAGGGCGAGGGGGCAGACAAUAUGACUCGGGAGAAAUCACACCACACCUUGGCUGACCUGAAACGCCAGCGGGCAGCUGCUAAGCUCAAUAAAUACCAAGCACCUGCACCACCGCUGCCCUCGCCCGUUGAGGAGGAGCCCUCUGUUGCAGCAGCUGAGAUGACAGCCAUUCAGGCUCAGCCAGAACCUGAAAUGACGCCUGCCGCUGAGGCAGUCUCCCCCAGCCAGGUGUACUUCACCCCAGCCAGUGGAGAUCCUCCACUUCUGAAACUCCGAGCCCCUGAGGAAGAGCAGUCCAACAAUAAGGAGCCUUGCUGUGGACUCAUGUAGAAAGAAUCAUGCAAUCAGACAAAUAUGCUGCCUAUAAAGUACAAAAGCUGGUGGCAAAAAGUGGCAAAAAACCCCUGUUAAAACAGACAUGCUUUAAGUGAAUCACUGGAGACUCUUUAGGUUAAGGCUACAUGCCAAUGAUGGAUCAAUCUGCUUUGCAUUUCCAAGUGAACUAAAGUGCAAUCUGUGAUUAUUCCUCCUUUGAUUAGCUUUCUCAUUACUGUUGCACAUUUCACACCUUUAGCAGGUCCUAGCUGUCCCUCCUGCUUCACCUACAGGAGAACUCCAGAUUGUAGUCUUGCAGUUAGAAGCAGACAGCUCCCCCUCUCCAUUUUUUGGGGCAUUACAUUACUCAUCUCUUAAAUACACAAUUAGACUGGCUGAAAGCCAUAGAAUCAUGUGAAGUUUUCUAGAUAAGGCAGAAGACUGAAUUGCAGCUGAUUUGUUUUAAAUCAAUGAGGUUCUUUUUUUUUUUUUUCUUAAUGAGUGCUAUGACAGGUACAUGAUCUACAUUAGCGUACAUUUAUAUUGUAAACGAGAGUGAAAGAGGUUUGUUUCUUUAUGGGGGAUUGAUCAUGAUUGGUUUAAUCAAUAUUCUGAAUUUAUAUUUAAUGAAGAUGGACCGUUUCCUUGCUUGAUUUAUUUUUUCUCUCCUUUGGACUGAAAAACAUUUUCUCUUGUUGCUUUCAAGUGCACAAAAUUUGAAAUGGUGCAAUUUGCUAAUGAACCAUUUGUCUCUACUGUGGGGAAAUUUAGCUCAGCCUCAUCAUCAUCAUCAUCUAUCAGAUUCCUAUUUUUCUGUCAGUAUUUCUAUUUUUCUACCCUCAGAAUGUAAUCAUAUUAUUUAUUCUUCCUGAUCCGGAGACAAUUUAUAAAAAGAAAAUUAUGAUAUGUUUGUGUUAACUGAAUUGUCAAAGAGUCUGUUUAGUUUUCUUGUCAAACUGAGCAAACGUGUCACGAUUGUUUAUCAGAGGUUGGUGCCUUCAUUAAAUGUCUUAUUUAAAAAAAGGUUUGCAACGCUUGCACGAAGUCCCACGUUUAAAUUUUGUGAGCAGUGGGAUUAUUACAUAAUCGGUCUGACAUGGACUUGAUGUACGCUCAAUGCACUCUUUUUCUGUAUUGCAUUUUAGUUUUGUUAGUGAUUUUUACUGAUCCCUGUUUAGAAAAACAAAACAUAAAAACAUGUUUUCACAAAU